AUGCUUUUCAAGUCACUAGUAAGACAUUGUGCAACGAUAUACCAACGACGGUUUAAUCAUCGUUCUCAUCCCCGGAUUUUAAUCACGGGUGGGUGUGGACAAUUGGGAGUUCCGUUGGCUAAACGAUUGCGAGAACUGUAUGGAAGAGAAAGUGUAGUUCUUUCGGAUAUUGUUCGACCGUCUGAUGAGCUUCUUGAACAAGGUAUAUAUCGUUAUGCGGAUGUAUUGGAUCUCAAACAAGUUCAAGAACUUCUAGUUAAUAAUCAGAUUGAUUGGCUUAUUCAUCUCAGUGCACUAUUGAGUGCUGUUGGUGAAAGAGAUGUUCCAUUGGCGAUGAAAUUAAAUAUCGAAGGUACUCACAAUAUACUAGAAUUGGCACGUAAAUACAAAUGUCGAUUAUUUAUUCCAAGUACCAUCGGUGCUUUCGGACCUGAUUCACCACGCAAUCCAACUCCGGAUUUUUGUAUUCAGCGUCCUCGAACUAUCUAUGGCGUGUCGAAAGUUCACGCGGAAUUACUGGGCGAAUAUUUUCAUCAUCGAUAUGGUGUUGACUUUCGAUGUCUACGUUUUCCGGGUAUUAUCUCUGCUGAUACAAAACCAGGCGGUGGCACCACAGAUUACGCGAUUGAAAUCUUCCACGAAGCGCUCAAAACUGGUUCGUACAAAUGUUAUCUUCGAGGUGAUACACGUUUGCCUAUGAUGUGGAUCGACGAUUGCAUUCAGUCGAUCGUCAGUAUCAUGGAAACACCGAGUAAUCAAUUGAAACAACGAACAUACAAUGUAUCAGCCAUGAGUUUUACACCAGAUGAAUUAGCGAAGGCGAUACAAAAGUAUAAGCCGAAAUUUCGCAUUUCUUCCGAGCCGGACGACCGGCAGAAGAUUGCUGAUUCAUGGCCUGAAGUAUUCGAUGAUCAUAAUGCUCGGGAACAUUGGAAUUGGAAUCCGAAAGUUGAUCUCGAUGGACUCGUUCAACGCAUGUUCGCAUAUUUAGAAAAACAAUAA
Messenger RNA from Adineta ricciae, 1002 nucleotides. The record is from the annotation of a GenBank genome assembly. NCBI's taxonomy places the organism in Eukaryota, Metazoa, Rotifera, Eurotatoria, Adinetida, Adinetidae.